AUGGGGAAACUGAUCAAGAUGGGGGUGCAGGAGAAGCGGUUACUCUGGCCAAGGCAGCUUCAYUGGAGUCGCCUCCUGUUCCUAUUGGGAAUGUUGAUCAUCGGUUCUACCUACCAAUACUUGAGGAGACCUUGGGGCCUCCCCUCACUGUGGGCAGAAGUCUCUUCCCAACAGCCUAUAAAACUGGCCAGCCGUAACCUCCCCAAUGAUGUGAUGACGAUAGUGAGCACUGACCCUCCCAAAGCUAGCUCUGAAAUGGAGGCUGAGAUGGUGGCACCCCAAGCCACCUUGGACAGGAAUCAAGCAACACUUAGAAUGACAAUGGAGAACACGCCCAGAACACCCAGAAGAAUUGCCAAGAUCACUCCACCAACACCAAAGAAUAAUCACAGCCCAACAGCAGCAGGUACAGAAAGAAUGAAGGAAAAUACCCCAACCACACCAAGUAGAGUACUGAAUCACUACAGCCCAAUUUCAAGCAGACAAACAGUAAAACAUUAUAGCCCAUCAUCCAGGGGAGAAAUGAAGAGCUACAACCGAAUUCAAGCCAGAGGUAAGGUGAAGAACACCCCAACCCCUCCUGGGGAAACUAUAGACACUAAUGCACCAUCCACAUUCAUGAUAAUGGAAACACGUCAUGUGAUCACCCCCAGGACAAGAGUGAAAGACAGUGAAACCAUGGCAACCYAUGAAAUAUUGGAGACCAGCUCUCCCAAGAGGAUACUGGAAGAAACCUCCUCAGCUACCCUUAAGAGAAUAAUUAAAAACACCCCACCUUUCCUGACCGAGAUAGAAACAAACAUCUUGACAUCUCCAAGGAGAAUAGCAGAAAAGAACACCAUGACUAGCUCCAAAAGAGUGGGAAAUAACAGCUCAUCCAAUCCCUGGAGGUUAGUGGGGAAGAACAACCAGACAACUCUUCAGGGAGCAGACCUGGAGCACACUUCAGCUGUGUCUGAGAGGCAAGGGACAAGAAGUACCGCGAUGGGUGGCAGCUCAGCAAAAAACGAAGCCUCUACUGCUAUCCGGAGUGUUAGGAAUCCCUUGCCCAGAACCAGUGCACCCUCCAUCAGGACAGCCUCAGCCACCAUCCAGGAGCUGGCAAAGAAACCUUCUACAGCACCCAGGACCUCUGUAACCCCCCAAGUCAGGGCAAAUCCCACUGUCCAGAUCCGUCAYUGUGUGGUUGUAGAACCAGCCCCAGCCACGCCCACCAGCCCAUCUCCAAGCCUGACAACCUCCCUCUUCCCAGAGGUGCCCGGUCCCAGCCCCUCAGCAAUGCUUCCCAGUUGGCCAGACCAUCCCCAGGGAGAGUACCCCCGGGACCUGUUCAGCGUGGAGGAACGGCAGCAGGGCUGGGUGAUCCUGCAUAUCUUUGGYAUGUUGUACCUGUUUGUGGCCUUGGCCAUUGUGUGUGAUGAGUUUUUUGUCCCAGCCCUCAGUAUCAUCACAGAGAAGCUGCAGAUCUCUGAAGAUGUGGCAGGUGCUACUUUCAUGGCUGCUGGAGGCUCUGCCCCUGAGCUCUUCACCUCCCUCAUUGGCGUCUUCAUAUCCCACAGCAACGUGGGUAUUGGUACCAUUGUGGGCUCUGCUGUGUUCAACAUCCUCUUUGUCAUUGGCACCUGCUCUCUCUUCUCCCGGGAGGUCCUCCACCUCACCUGGUGGCCAUUGUUCCGGGAUAUCUCCUUUUAUAUCCUCGACUUGUCACUGCUCAUCCUCUUCUUCCUGGACAGCCUCAUCGCCUGGUGGGAGAGUCUGCUGCUGCUGCUAGCCUAUGCCCUCUACGUGUUCGCUAUGAAGUGGAACAAGCACAUAGAGGUCUUUGUGAAAGAGCAGCUCAGAAAAAGACCAGUGGCCAAGGUCAUGACUCUAGGGAAUCRCAGCAAGGCCUGUKCCCUCGCUGUGCUAACUGGAGGGAGCAGCUCAGCCUCUCUGCACAACAGUAUCAUCCGCUGCACCUUCUACCAGCUCAUGAUCCACAGCCUGGACCCCCCUGGGGAUAGCCCACCCUCCCAGGACAAGGAGGAGAGCUUGAAUCAGGAGGCCAGAGCCCAACCCCAGGCCAAAGCAGAAAGCAAACCAGGAGAGGAGCCACCAGCUGAGCUCCCUGUGGUCACGGUCACACCAGCCCCAACUCCAGACACUAAGGGAGACCUGGAGGAGAAUCCUGGUGGUCAGGAAGGUGCCGCUGGAGCCGAGAACACAGGUGAAAUGACAGGUGAAGAGGGUAAAGCUCCUGGUGAACAAGGAACUAAGAAAAGUGGAGGUGAUGGCAAAACUGAAGCAGAAGAAAAAGAAGAUGAACUCAAAGGUGGAGGUGAAAACCAAGCAGAAGAUGGUGACAUGAAAGGUGACAAAGGUGAAACUGGAGCCCAGGAAGUCAAUGCUGAAAAUCAAGAUGAAGCCCAAAAUGAGAAAGGUGCAGAUGAUGAAGGGGGAAGUGACGGAGGGGAUAGUGAAGAGGAGGAGGAGGAGGAGGAGGAGGAGGAGGAGGAGGAGGAAGAGGAGGAGGAAAAGGAGGAGCCUCUGUCCCUGGACUGGCCUGAGACCAGGCAGAAGCAGGCCAUUUACCUCUUCCUCCUGCCCAUCGUGCUCCCACUGUGGCUGACGGUGCCUGAUGUCCGAAGGCAGGAGUCUAAAAAGCUUUUUGUUAUCACCUUCCUGGGAUCCAUCAUUUGGAUAGCCAUGUUCUCCUACCUCAUGGUGUGGUGGGCUCACCAGGUUGGCGAAACAAUAGGGAUUUCUGAAGAGAUCAUGGGUUUGACAAUCCUGGCAGCUGGCACGUCCAUUCCUGACCUCAUCACCAGUGUGAUUGUUGCUCGGAAAGGCCUGGGAGACAUGGCUGUAUCCAGCUCUGUGGGUAGUAACAUAUUUGAUAUCACUGUCGGCUUGCCUGUUCCUUGGCUGCUUUUCUGUCUUAUCAAUGGAUUGCAGCCUGUGCCAGUCAGCAGCAAUGGCUUGUUUUGUGCAAUUGUUUUGCUUUUUCUCAUGCUCCUGUUUGUGAUCUCUUCAAUUGCAUUAUGCAAAUGGAGAAUGAACAAGAUCCUGGGCUUCACAAUGUUCCUUCUUUACUUUGUAUUCCUGAUAAUCAGUGUGAUGUUAGAGGAUCGGAUCAUAUCCUGUCCUGUAUCUAUCUGA
Messenger RNA from Urocitellus parryii (Arctic ground squirrel), 3138 nucleotides. The record is from RefSeq and is a predicted model, not a curated record. NCBI's taxonomy places the organism in Eukaryota, Metazoa, Chordata, Mammalia, Rodentia, Sciuridae.